AUGCCGACACAAAUAAACUUCGAAUACAGAAAACAAGAGUUAGAAAAUGCAGUCAAAUUUAUUCGUAUCUCGAUAAAUCCCUUAUCACCUAAACGAAAAGCAUUCUCAAACACUAAAUUCGUGGUAAUAAAUCAAAAACCUAAUAUAAAAUUGAUCCACAAUCAAACACGUGAUAUCCAGUUGAGUGUACCAACUGGAAAAGUUGAAAGUGUGCAAGGUGGAAAACAGCAGCAAGUGGACGUCCUUAAAAGAUUCAUGAAAGAUAGAUUCUCUUCCCCUCAGAAUCUUGAUGAAAUGACUCAAGUGGGAAGCUCUAAACUACAGAUUAAAGUGGAGGAAAAUCAAAAGAUAAGCGGAAUGAAAGCUUCAAGAUCUUCAUCGGACCGAAACAUGAACCCAUGUGAAAUAUCCUUGGUUUCCAAUAUAGAAUCUUCACAAAUCUUAUCUAACUGCACGAAUAAGUCACAGGAAAUUAUCGAACAACUAUGGUUUCAACUGGCUUUAACGAAAAAUGUCAAUCCAAAGCUGGUAGAACUUUGCAUAAAUUCUCUUAAACAGAUCUCAGUAUGCUUUGCAGAUCAGGUAGUCAAUACGGCUGAUGGUCAUGGUAACACAGUUUUGCAUUAUGCCGUCAGUCAAGCGAGUUGGCCCAUUGUGGCUACCAUACUGACCAACUGCCCCAAAGUUGACGUGAAUAUGUUCAAUCAUACUGGAUACACUCCUUUAAUGCUUGCCGCAGUGUUGCCGAGUGAGCCCAUAAAUAAAAAUGACAUGGAUACACUAGACUUGAUGGUUUCGAGAGCCAACCUAAAUCUGAAAUCUCAAAAUGAACGAGAACAAACUGUGUUAAUUUUAGCUGCGAUGCAUGGGCAUUUAAAGGAUAACGAAGGCUGCACAGCGUUAGACAUAGCUUUGGAUAAGCAGAACCAUGAAAUAGCCUUACUAAUAUAUGCAAAGAUGAAGGUUCAAAAACUAAAUUGCAGAUCAGUGGUAUGUUUCACAAACCAUAAUAUAUAG
Molecule: messenger RNA, 1017 nt
Organism: Heterobilharzia americana
Lineage: Eukaryota; Metazoa; Platyhelminthes; Trematoda; Strigeidida; Schistosomatidae
Source: the annotation of a GenBank genome assembly